CUUUGUUUUUUUUUUUUUUUUUUUUUUAGUAACAGUCUAUCCUGAAUUAUUUUGAGAUUGUAAAUAAUAAUCAUACAAACUUCUAAUGGUUUAUAGAUACUAUACAUCAUGGGAUAUAUAACAGUGUCCGUAUACUUUUGAGGACAAAGUAUGAUUUUAGCCCCAAAACAUAAGGAUUGGAAAUGAUCUCAUGAUGAUACUAAACGCACUAAAUAUAGAAACGGGGAAGCCUAAUAAUGGGGUGCGCAUGAUUCAGUUAACGACAUUUACUCUUACAAAUUAGCCAGUGGUGGAUUUAAAGGGGCGCAGCAGGCGUCUCCUCCCCUUUGAAAUAAUCCUUCAAAAUUUAAGGUAAAUCGUGGUCUCUUGUUUAGAAAAAUGUAAACGAUAAAAGAAGCAAUAAUUUCUUCCACUCCCGGAGGAAUUAAUGAUAAAAUCUUAUGAUUUAUUGAAUUACUUUUAUUGGGAGGACUUACAUUUUUCUUUUCUUUUUUAAAAAUUGUGUCAUUUUAAUAUUUCACCGUACUAAAAAUGACAGGAAAUAAUAAAAAUGACUAUGUAAGGAGACAUACUUCAAACCCUACAAAAUCUGUUAAAUCCAGAAGCUUCGGGGGGGGGGGGGGGGGGGGCAACCACCAGCGCUUCUCCCUGGACCCACUGUGGAUCUUAAAGCAGCCCCCAGAUCCCCUGCCUCAUAAAGUUGCUAACCGCAAUAUUCCUGGAUCCGCCCCUGUUAGCUGAUGACAAUGCAGUUCAAUCAAAAAAUGUUUUAUCCAUAGUAUAAGAUUAACAAUUCGAUCUAUAAUUUGCUAUCUUUUGUAAUUGCCACCUUUUGUAUUUUCUAAAAUAAAAAUAUAAUCCCCAUUUGAAAGGAUGGAGGCGUUAGACAUUUAAACAAACCAAAAAAAUUUGUCGACGUAUAGCGAGUCUGUGAUCGAGAUUUAUCUGUGACAAUCUAAUAAGUUCCGCAACUAUCAACGAAAUAAGACCCUUUUGUGUUUUUUGUUUUUGUUUGUUUGUUUGUUUGUUGUUUUGUUUUGGGUUUUUUUUUUCUAUAGGUUUGUUCGCAGUUGAAAAAACUAAAUUUAGAAAGGGGGAUUUACACGGGUGUUGCUAAAACGCGGAACGGAAAACGUAACAGGAAAGAAACCAUAAAAUACUGUAGAAUCAAAAGGCUUAUUAUGAACAUUACAGAGAGUACGGGAAGUCAUCCCUAGAAUCCACCGUUUCAUUAUACUGAAACAGGUCUGGCGUUCGUAUAGUCUGUACUUCGCGUUGUGUUUGUUUUCCUUUAUUUUAUAGUGGCGACUUCGAAACGACCCAACUACACUAUGAUUAGAAACUUUGAAAAUAAACCCAAUAGAAAUGAACAUAAGAUUAACAACACUUUACGAAUUUAUUACCAGUAUGAAUAUGACAAAUGCAAACUCCUAAAUCCUAUAAACUAUCAAGAAAUUCUCCCAACCCAAAGGUAAUAUAAUAAUUUAGUAAGUUACAAGGGCAAAGUAUAAGAACAAAACGGACGAACAAGACGUAGAAGGAAGAUUGGAAGGAGAAGUGUAGUUAGCAAGGCCAGCUGUCUCACUACCACGAAUAGUAAGCUAUGUGGCUUUAUAUAGCAAUUAAACAAUAGAAAUUGUCAUUAAAGUCAUUGGCUAAAAGAUAAAGUGGGCGUGGUAAAAUACAACGGGUGAAUAAUUUACAUCGGGAUCGAAAUUCAGAAAUAAAAGUAAACCCCAAACUACCACAAUACUCAUACUAAUGCAUAUGCAUUUCAAAAUCAUAAUAAUUUGAAUAUGGAAAUCAUAAGCAAGCGCCUGUGGGUAUCACGCCCUCUUCCGAUUGUGGCAAUGCGGAGGUUUUUUUUUUCAUAAAUAAAAAAAUUUGAAAUAGAUACAUUGAAAAAGACUUGAAUAUAAUUUAACCCCAUUCAAAUUUUAUUACUUUAUUUUGGCUUGGCCAGCCAUGGGAUUUUUUAAUCAAUCCAAUGAAUAAGAGGUUUUCAUACCCCCUCCCCCGUCCGAAAACAACUUUGAAAAAUCGUACAUGUACUGGUAUCCUGCGGAUUAGUGUUGAACCUGAUGAGACACAGCGGGGAAAAUGAAACAAUCAAUAAAAACUAAUUGUGAAAUUCAUGACCAUAGUAAGAGGAAUUAACAGAUACAUGUAUGAGAUAAUUAAAUGCUUAGAGAGUGUUUUUUUUUUAAUGGUCACCUCUUUAUUAAUCUAACAAAAAAGUCCCCGCUUAUCUAGGAGUGGAAUGCUGUAGUCGCAUAAGUCUCUGUUAGUUAGAAAAUUAAUAGAUAAAGCAGAACAUGUUUAACAUAUUGACUUGAAAAAAUUGUUGUAAGUACUCACAGACGCUGUAUCAAAGACGGUUUGCCACGAGAGGAGGAGGGCAUAUAGAUCCUGGAUGCUCUUUCAAUUAUCUUCCAUAGAUGUCGCUGCUCGCAAACCUCUUGUCAAUGCCGAAAAUUCAAGGUUCAUGUAAAAAGCUUUGUGAUCUCUUAUACAAACAUUUAGCUUAGCUUAUUCAAUUUAUGGUGUAGAAUUUUUAGAUGGAAUUGUAUUACCGCUUGUAAACAAAUUUCCAAAAUUCUAUUUUAAUCAAAAUAAAGCAUAUUUUCUCUAUUGUUGGUAUUAUUUUAACUACAUUCAUCAUUCUAAUUGAUGAAUUCUAAUCCGUUCCACGUUUUCCAACACCUGCUUUACACUAGCGUAUCACAUGGGCGCUUAGAUAACAAUAUAGAAAAAAGUGUACGCAUGCAGAUUAAAUGUGUUUUAUCAAUCAAAAUCUAAAACCUAGCCAAAGAGAAACUAAAUGUAUGCAUCAUUGGGAAACAAUAACAUUACAAUUGGCGGGAGGGGGAUUACUAGUUGAUAUAUUACGUAAACAGAGAAAUUGAGAUCAGAGAAUAUUCUAGCUAUGAUAUACAUGUACAUCGAUAAUCAAACUCGCUCAACUCAGCAAAACAUUAGCAUUAAGAAUGAUUUACAUGCAAUAUUUCUCCCCCAGUCACUAGCGUUCCAAAAUUGUCCAUCAUCGAUAUUGACCGUUUCCUACACCACGUGUCCAAGUACGGAGGAGGCGUGGAGAGCGGCCGCCAAAAGGAAAAAUUGCCCAAGCAUCCCACAAAAUUGUACUAGUCCUGAAAAUUUCAAGUACCACUGUGUUACAAAUGCCUUCAGGAAUGAGACCAUUGAAGUCUGCGCUCCUAGUAUAUUCCUGUUAGGAUUUUGUCCGGAAUACAACUUCCGGGGCGAACGAAUACAAGACAACUAUGACGCAGAUUGCAAACAGUUCACCAAGCCUUGUCCUAGCAGAUUCGAAUCUUGGAAGUCCUACCAAUUUCCCGAAUGCACAACAACGAAAUCACAUGAAGCAGGGACUCAUCCCGAGAAAGCAAAGCAAUCAACCGAGACCAUAAUCUUGUUUGUAUGCAUUGGAACCAUUGUCUUCGUGGUCGUUGGCGUGUUAUUAGUCAUCAGACGUGGACGAAAAACAAAAACAUUACGCUUUAGUAUCGACAAUCGCCCUCAUGCUUCUGAUCCGUGUCAACCUUCUCCAGAUUCAGAAAAAGAAGCCCUGAAUAAAUCCACAUACAAUGGAGAUGCAUGAUGAGUGAAAACCGGCCGCAAGGAGGCGCUCGGUUAUAUGACAUGAAAGUUAUAAAAGGCUUAGCUUUUAUGUAAAAUUAACUAUGGAGUACUCAAAUUACCUGGUCAAGAUGUAGGGCUCACGACGGGAGUGAACGGUCGACAAGGGAUGCUUACUCGUCCUAGGCACCUGAUCCCACCUCUGGUAUAUCCAGUGAUCCGUGUUUACACAAAUGUUACUCUUAAAUUUGUAUUCGUUACAGUAAUUAUCAGAUUAUUCACUGUUCGUUACCUUCAUCUUUAAAUACGUAUUAAAAAUUAUAGAAACGUG
Molecule: messenger RNA, 3928 nt
Organism: Ostrea edulis (European flat oyster)
Lineage: Eukaryota; Metazoa; Mollusca; Bivalvia; Ostreida; Ostreidae
Exons: 4
Coding region: 2927-3619 (230 amino acids)
Source: RefSeq, a predicted model, not a curated record